Notolabrus celidotus (New Zealand spotty) is the source of this 5772-nucleotide messenger RNA. It is a transcript of the gene sec14l8, whose product is annotated as SEC14-like lipid binding 8. The transcript has 13 exons. Gene Ontology annotation, cellular component: cytoplasm. NCBI's taxonomy places the organism in Eukaryota, Metazoa, Chordata, Actinopteri, Labriformes, Labridae. Bases 517 to 1755 code for a protein of 412 amino acids. The record is from RefSeq and is a predicted model, not a curated record.
UGGAGCGUUACUAGAGAUGCGGACACACACCCGUGCUGUUUCAAACCUCCCUCUGCUCCACUCACCAGGACCAGCUCUCCCUCCAGCUCCUCCUGGUCCUCGUCUCGGUGCUCGGAGCUGGACUCCACCACCUCCCCCUCGAACAGAGCGCUGACACCGGGCCGCUGCUCCAGGAAAACCUCCACCACAGCGACCUGCUCCGCCGCGACCAGCAGCCCCGAACACCGCAGCAGGAGGAGGAGGAGGAGCAGGAGGAGAGGGACCGAGACCCGGACAGCGGAGGGACUUCGAUGUGGAGCCAUAACCCGACACACAGCGGGGAGGAAAUGCAGGCUGCUGACAGCGGGGAGCACUGAGGACUGCAGCCGGGGAGUGAAUGAGCAUCACAGGGAGACGUCAGGGACAGAAGCCCGCCUGUCACGGUGCACGGUGACGGUGCUGUUUCUCAGUCUGUCCGUUAAUUCUCCUCUGAGCAGCUCCGUGUGUCUGAGCUCUGAUCAUCCUCUGACCGCAGACAUGAGUGGGAAGGUGGGAGACCUCAGCCCCAAACAGGCUGAAGCCCUGGAGCAGUUUCGAGAGAGGAUUCAAGACAUUCUUCCUCUGCUUCCUGCUCAGCACGACCACUUCUUGUUACGCUGGCUCAGAGCCAGAAACUUCAACCUCCAGAAGUCUGAGGCCAUGGUGCGAAAGCAUGUGGAGUUCAGGAGACACAUGAAAGUAGACACAAUAACCACAGAAUGGCGUCCACCAGAGGUGAUAGAGAAGUAUCUGUCAGGAGGGAUGUGCGGCUACGACCGGGAGGGCAGUCCCAUCUGGUAUGAUGUCAUCGGACCUGUGGAUCCUAAAGGCCUCUUCCUGUCUGCCUCCAAACAAGACUUCAUCAAGUCCAAGAUCAGAGACUGUGAGAUGCUGCACAAAGAGUGUGCUCUCCAAUCACAGAGGCUCGGGAGGAACGUAGAGGCCAUCACUAUGAUCUACGACGUUGAAGGUCUGGGUCUCAAACACUUAUGGAAGCCUGCAAUAGAAACAUACGGAGAGAUCCUCCAAAUGUUUGAGGAGAACUACCCAGAAGGCUUGAAGAGGCUGUUUGUCAUCAAAGCUCCCAAACUCUUCCCUGUGGCGUUCAACCUCGUCAAACACUUCCUGAGUGAGAUCACGAGACAGAAGAUCCACAUCCUCGGGGCAGGUAACUGGCAGGAGGUUUUACUGAAGUACAUCGACGCAGAGGAGCUGCCCGUGAUCUACGGCGGCAAACUGACCGACCCUGAUGGAGAUCCUCGCUGCAGAACGAGGAUCCACCACGUAGGCCCAGUUCCCACCUCGUACUACGUGCGGGAUCACGUGAAGGUGGACUACGAGCAGUGUCUGACCGUCAGUCGAGGCUCCUCCCAGCAGCUGGAUUAUGAGAUCCUGUUCCCGGGCUGCGUCCUCAGAUGGCAGUUCGCCACCGACAGUGCAGACAUCGGCUUCGGGGUGUUCAUGAAGGCUAAAAAGGGCGAGUGGAAGAAGGCCGCACAGAUGCAUGAAGUCGUACAGAGUCAGAGAUACAACUCCCACUUAGUCCCCGAGGACGGAUCACUGACCUGUGAGCGCCCGGGAGUCUAUGUUCUCAGGUUUGACAACACGUACAGCAUCUUCCAGGCCAAGAGAGUCAGCUUCUCUGUGGAGGUCCUGCUCCCCGACAGCAUGCAGACCAAGCAGGCUAACGGAGCCUCUGGAGAGCACGCACAAGCUGCAGAAAACAGCCAAUCAUAACCAAGACGAUGACCUCCAUGUUACCGGACCAGUGAAGUUAGCCGCCGUGAGAAAGCACAUCCUGAGAGACUUGAUAUGACCAGGACCUGCAACAUGCUGCCUCUACAGUGAAGUAAAAUGACAGGAGCUUAAAUCUGACCCUCAAAUAAACUACUGAUGAGCCUCCCUGUUAGUGUGGUAUCAAUUAAGGAGCAUAAAAUAUGAACAAAAGUACUUAGACACCUCGGGGUCAAGCUCUCUACUACUCUGAUCAGGGUUUUAAUUCUUUAGACCAGGGCUUAAAGUUGAACUGGUCGAAAUGCAACAGUAUUCAGUAUCCAAAAAAGGGGUCAAGGUCCCAAGAAAACAACUUGAAAAUACAACAAAAUCUGCAUUUUUACCUUGAAAUACCAAAAUAAAUGAAAGUGUGAUGGAAAAAAACUGCUUUGUUCUAGCCUACGGUGGCUGGGAAGUGCAAUGCAAAUUUACAAAGGAUAACACUUUUACAAAGUUUGAGACAAAUUAACAUUUUGUAAAACAUUUUAACAUUUUAUAAUAGAACAAAAUGACAUUAGCAAAACACUUUUACAAAGGCCAAAACAAACAUACAUUUAGGAAAAUAAAUUGACAAAAUGCUCCUAUGAUUUUCAAAAUAUAAGACGUCUGUAAUAUCAAAAUGUGCAACAGCCAGGGAAUUAAUACAUAUGUGACAUUAAUAACCCUGUUUCCCCUUAAAGCUGCUGUGAGGAACUUUUAGCUUGUAUUGAUUCUGGCGCCCCCUUGUGGACAAAGUGAUACCUCUUAUCUCUUGUCCUGUACAUGCAAAAUAAGUGUCUUCAGACAAUAACCUCAUCCUGUUGUCUUUUAACAUUUAGACUUAUCUUACAAUGUGAUUAUUUGCAAUGAAAACUGCCAAAAAAGGGUGUUUCUAAAGCGAGAUGUCAAUCAUCUGUUCUGACACCUACCCCCUCAGAGCAGUUUUAGACAUUAAAAUGACAACAGAGAAGGUGUCAGUGUUGUUGUGGAUGGUCUUGUUUGCUUUUGAGGGUCAUAAAGAGGCAUCAGUAUCAGGUUCAGUCUGUUUCUCAGCCAGUUAAAAACUCCUCAUAGUGCCUUUAAAUAUUUAAAGUCAGACUGAUAAAUCAACACCUCCAAAUGUUUUCCUGCCACUCACGGCUAUCUCUGAUUUGGAAUUUCAAAAUGAAAACCAUUAGAAUUUUUUUUAAGUUAUAUUUUUGGGGCUUUUUUGCCUUUAUUCCACAGGACAGCUGAAGAGAGUCAGGAAAAAUGGGGGGUAGAGAGCUGGGGAAGACAUGUAGGAAAUGGUCAACCGGUCAGGAAUCGAACUGGCGACCCCUGCAAGAGGACUGUAGUCUCUGUAUGUGGGGCGCUUAGACCGCUAGGCCACCAGCGCCCCUUAAACCAUUGGAAAUUUAGCAUUAGCAUUUAUUUUGUUUAUGUCUGAUUGGUUCAUUGGUACAUUCCCUUUCUUUGUCAGAAUUUUGUAAAUUAUUUUUCUGAAAUGUAAAUAUGUUUCAGCCUUGGUAAAAGUGUUUUCAUGACAUUUUUUUAUUCACCUUAUUUAUGGCGGUUGAACGGACGCAGGUAGUUAACUGUUAUUGUGAAGCACUUCCUGUCAAUGGUAAAUGAGUAGCUUGACUAAUUCAAAGCCGAUAGAGCAGGGGCGUCAAACUCCUUUCAGUUCAGGGGCCACAUACAGCCCAAGAUGAUCUGAAGUGGGCCGGACCAGUAAAAUCAUAACUUAAUAACCUAAAAAUAAUGAAAACUCCAAAUGUUUCCCUUUGUUUUAGUGCAAAAAAGUACAAGUACAUUCUGAAAAUGUUCACAUUUAAUGAACAAUCUUUCUACAGAAACAGCUGUUGUAUUUUUCACCAUGAUGAGUCUCACAGUGGGCUCAAUAUUUUACUCUUUAAACACUGAAACCUGCUGCAAACACACCAAACACACAGGUUACCCAUACACCUAACACAGUGUGUAAUGUUUACAGCAAAAGAGCAGAUAGAUUAUAAUAAUGAACAAGGUAAAGUUGAUUAUUCUGGACCCCUCAGGUCCAGCAUGAACAGUUUGCUGGACAGUGUUGUAUGCAGGGGUGUAGUGCUAGUGUUAGUCGUUAGUGGAUCAUCUUAUAGUGCUCUCAAAACUCUUUGUGAAUCUCAACCGGAUUAUGCGAACAGCAAGUAAUUUUUCACUUUGAGAAAAAAAGUCCUGGAAAAAAAGCAUUGUUCAGGUGCGCUCCGUCAGCACUUUGAUUGUAUGCGACCCCCUAAGGGCAAAUUUAAAAUAGUAGUUACUUGUAUUGAAAAAUUCCAUUUAAUGCCUUCUCUGUAAUUUAUUCACUUUACAAAGUCGUUCAGCGGGCCGGAUUGGAACCUCUGGCGGGCCGGUUUUGGCCCACGGGCCGCAUGUUUGACACCCCUGCGAUAGAGCCAUAGCGGCUUUUAAGCAAACUUUGGAAAUGUUCCCAAGACAUUUUGGAGAUAUUUAUCGAGCAACUCAAUAUCUUAAACUGGAUGUCCGGCACAAAAAAGUGGAAUAAAGUGAAUAACACGUAAAAAUGUUUUCCAAAAUGUAAAUUUGUCUCCAACUUUGUAAAAGUGUUUCAUCCUUUGUGAAUUUGUAUUGCACUUCCCAGCCACCGUAAAACCCAGAUAGUGAGAAAAAUUCGGCGAGAUCUUGAUAAAACUGCUAAAUUUAACUCUUUAUCUUGAGAGAAACAGCUUCCUUAUCAUGAGAAAGUGUGAGAAAUCAAUCUCUUGUGAUAUUAAAACCAAGAUUAUGUUGAGAAAAUGAAAGAAAAACUGAAAUAUAUUUCAUUAUUAUAGAAAACAAGCUGUUUUAUUUUAAUAUAAUCUGAUAAAUUAAUCCGUCAUAGUGGGAAAACCAGCUUUGUUAGCCAAAGAUAAUCACAUUCUGAUAAACAGCAUACUUCAAUUCAUGUAUAAAGGAGAGCUGAGUAAAGAAAUGGGCAAUCAUAUGUCCACUUCAGGCUUCCGUAGGCGAGUACAACCGCUACUUUGGCGGCUGAAGAGGGAGUUACAUGAAUAAAGUGCCUCAAGUCCUUUGAGUCAGUUUAAGUUUAAAAUAAAAAUAACUGUAGGAAAGUGAGAGUGAGAGACGUCUUCAGCCUGCUCCUCUUCUUCUUUAUCCACCGCCGUUGGCUACAUGCUAGCGAAACACGCUGGAAUUGCUAGCUUAACGGUCGUAGGAGAGUUGCAUUGUGGGUAAUGUAGGCGGAAGUGAAUGGUCAGAAUUGAUUGGAAAGGAGCAGAAUCUCCCCGUCAGAUGAAGUGCUGGAUCAAAGAUUUCCCAGCUACCUGUGGACCAUUUAAAGUUUGACAAAGUGUGUGUCAUGUAAAAUGUUAACAAAGCCACGAAAUGAAUCAGGUCAGCUGAACUACAACUCACUAAACUGGACUUCCAUUCCUUUAAAACUAUCAUUGAAGUGAAUCUAAGUUAUCUUUUCUUUCUUUUUUUUACAAACAAAUGUUAAAUGUCUUUUUUCCUCAGGACGGUACAGUAAAAAAAUCGGGUUGAUUUAUUUAAUAAUAAUUAUUUUUUAGAGAUUUUCAAGACUCAUAUAUAUAGAAGUUUAAUUUGUUAUGAGUUGUUAAGUGUUUUAAAUGUUUCUCAUUGAAGGAAACUCCAGCAGUCGUUUACCUUUGUCUUUCACAUUCUAGAAAACAUUCCUCUAAAUAUUUAUUUCAGCAUUUAGAAUUUUUUUUUUUUUUCAAAAUAUGGGUACAACAAUAUAACAAUAGUCUAUUUAUGUGAUUUCACUGUUAAAGUCUAUAUAUCCAUGUAAUGUAUUCAGAUAUAUUCAAUAUUUGUUUAAAGCGAGCAUCAUACAUGUUUUAAACAAUGUACAGUAUUAUAUAAUCUUCAUGUUAUCUCAGCAGGAUAUACUGAAUGAUGAUUGAGGUGGAUUUCUCAGAUUAUUUUCAUAUUCAGAUUGUAACAGCAUCAAGAGACUUUUGAGAGAGACAGUUGUAUAAGAAGUCAAUAAAUCUGUUGACAACA